Cylicocyclus nassatus is the source of this 467-nucleotide messenger RNA. NCBI's taxonomy places the organism in Eukaryota, Metazoa, Nematoda, Chromadorea, Rhabditida, Strongylidae. The record is from the annotation of a GenBank genome assembly.
GCGAUGCCAUACUACAUCAUUCAUUAGAUUGUACGAGUUCUUGCUUACAACGCAGAAGUAACCAUGUUGCGUAAGAUCUUGAUUCUGACACUUAUUGCUGCUGUCACUAGUUUAAAAGUUGAGGAGGAGAUUUAUGAUGAUAGUGCUGAAGUGCUGAAAGAAACAGUGGAAACGCAUAAAUGUGGAGCUAAUGAAGUGUGGAUGAUUUGCGGCACAUGCGAGCAUAAAUGCGGUGAAAAAAGAACGCCUUGUCCUCGAAUUUGCAAACCACCGCAAUGCCAAUGCCCGCCGCACAAAGGCUUCCGAAGAAAUGCAAACGGCGAUUGUGUGCGAUGCAACUGACAUAUCAAUCCUCAUUCAAAUUGAAUAAGAAAACUGCUGGAAUAAUUUUUUUUCGAUAAUUCAGUAUCAUGAUAAUUGUUUUUAUAGUUAAAUAGUUUCGCUUCUGUGCAAAAUAAAGAUUAGAG